CCCGUGCUCGCCAUAAAUUCGCUGGUGAGGUGUUCUUGACUGUACAUUGUUCUUCCACCCUCUGCGUAGGAUAUGUCGAUGGCUACAGGCUCUGAAGCAUCCCCGUCGCUUGCCGCGGAACCCAAGCCAAAUGGUUCCGCUGACGGCACUCGAAGACGGCGCACGUCCAGUCUGCGCGGAGAACCACCUGGCGAUACCAGUGUGCCUGCACUUGCAACCAUGUACGAUCAUGAACCUCUUCCAGCGCAGGUUUCCUCGCCUGUACAAAAGUCCAACCCAGAACGUGCGCACCGCGGCCGCAAAAGGAGAAAAGUCAAGUCUCUGUAUCGACGAUGGAAGUCCAUUUCCCUACGGCACACGUGGCUCAAUCCACUCAUAAUCUGCCUUGUCGUCGUCGCCCUGUACUUGGUCAACCCCUCCGAAGACAAUCCUCUUCACUCCGCGCUCUUCCUCUCCUAUCCUCUCCCACGAAAGCAGGGUGAGCCUGCUGAUGCGCCCCUCCAAUACGGCAAAGGCGCCCGUGACUUUGCCUUUGUCGGCUUCUACACCAUUGUCCUGACAUUCACGCGCGAGUUUACCAUGCAGCGCAUCCUUCGGCCGCUUGCCAUCCGAGCUGGCAUGAAGACGAGAGGGAAGCAAGCUCGCUUUAUGGAGCAGGCGUACACGGCCAUAUACUUCGGCUUCCUAGGGCCCUUGGGCUUGUACGUCAUGAAAAAGACACCCGUCUGGUACUUCAAUACAGACGGCAUGUACGAAGGGUUUCCACACCGGUCUCACCUUGCCGAGGUCAAGACGUACUACCUGUUCCAGGCGGCGUACUGGGCUCAGCAGAUGAUCGUACUCAUGCUUGCGCAAGAGAAGCCACGAAAAGACUUCAAAGAGCUAGUUGCCCAUCAUAUUAUUACCAUCUCGCUGAUAUAUCUCUCCUACGCUUUCCACUUCACAUAUAUGGGCCUGGCUGUGUACACAACUCAUGACAUCUCCGACUUUUUCCUUGCCACCUCAAAGAUCCUCAACUACAUGGAGUCCCCAAUCGUCAUACCUUACUUUAUCAUCUUCCUUUGCUCCUGGGCGUACUUGCGCCACUUCAUCAACCUCAGGAUCCUCUUUUCCCUUCUUCCCCUCCCGAUGCCUUUCCCAGAUCCGAUCAAUGAACAGAUUCUCUCUGUUCUCUCCACGUUCACGUCCUAUGGCUCAUCUGUCGUUGCCGCACUUGCACCAGUAACAGCUCCGAUCGUCAAUUUUGCCUCAACGAUUUUCCCAGAAACGGUUUCGCUACUGCAAUCCAUCCCAGACAGGACAACAACCUACUUCAACACGCCAUCCGACUUCGCGACCGUGGGGCCCUACGAACUUAAUUGGGAGACGCAGCAAUACAAGUGCUGGAUCUCGCAGUACAUCACAUUCGGGCUUCUCCUCGCCUUGCAGCUUGUGAACAUGUUCUGGUUUUACCUCAUCUUACGCAUCCUCUGGCGCCUUGUUGCCAGUGGCUUCAAGGAGACUGAUGACGUGCGUUCUGAGGAUUCAGAGGUCGACGCUGCGGAGCGCGAAGUCACCUUAGACGAGUUGCGCAAGGAGCAGAGCGAUGCAUGGGCCGGAGAGACUGGUGCGGACAUUCGUGCUGCGAGUGACAGUAAGCCACAAGUUCUAGUCAACGGAGUGCCUGUAGACAAGGCGAACGGUGAAGCGAGAUGAUUAAUGACCAGCGGGAAAGGAAUAUCAAAACUCUUUUCUUUCGAACGGUGAGUUUUAUACUGGGGCGAUAAGGGGGACUUUACAUAUAUUAUUGUAAUCACUGCUGUUGAUGUGCAUAGCGUGUGCAUUCCAGGCGGCGUAUAUCGCGAUUCAGCGUCCUGACGAGGCGCAGUCGCAAUCCGAACUACGUUCUUUCACACUUGUCUUAAAAAUGGUAUUUUGCUGUCUCUGCAGACUUCGUUCAUAUAUCGCUAAGCAAGUUUGAGGAGGAUUGUGAGAAACGUGCUGUCCUGAAUCUGUACCAUUUCUCCGUACACCCUGCUCAUAAUUCAUAC
Molecule: messenger RNA, 2030 nt
Organism: Verruconis gallopava
Lineage: Eukaryota; Fungi; Ascomycota; Dothideomycetes; Venturiales; Sympoventuriaceae
Exons: 3
Coding region: 73-1695 (540 amino acids)
Biological process (GO): ceramide biosynthetic process
Cellular component (GO): membrane
Molecular function (GO): sphingosine N-acyltransferase activity
Source: RefSeq, a predicted model, not a curated record